Homo sapiens (human) is the source of this 4782-nucleotide messenger RNA. RefSeq names its product protocadherin gamma subfamily A, 8 (gene PCDHGA8). Gene Ontology annotation, molecular function: calcium ion binding. Gene Ontology annotation, cellular component: membrane; plasma membrane. The transcript has 4 exons. Lineage: Eukaryota; Metazoa; Chordata; Mammalia; Primates; Hominidae. Gene Ontology annotation, biological process: homophilic cell-cell adhesion; cell adhesion. The record is from RefSeq and is marked reviewed. Bases 182 to 2980 code for a protein of 932 amino acids.
ACACCUCACGAAGACCCGCAGAUGCCACAAACUAACUGCUGGACUGCAGCGAAACCCGACCCCUGUUUGGAGGCACUCCAGGUUUCCGGAGGAUUGUCAUCUCCAUAGCUGCGGCAAGAAACUAAAUAAGACCCAUUUAUGCACAGUGAAGAUUCUGAGAGGAUUCUGCAGCAAAACAACAAUGGCCGCUCCACAGAGUCGCCCCAGACGCGGCGAGCUGAUCCUGCUGUGCGCGCUGCUGGGAACGCUGUGGGAAAUCGGGAGGGGACAGAUUCGCUACUCUGUGCCAGAAGAGACGGACAAAGGCUCCUUCGUGGGUAAUAUCUCCAAGGACCUGGGGCUGGACCCCCGGAAGCUGGCGAAGCACGGAGUCCGUAUCGUCUCCAGAGGUAGGACGCAGCUCUUUGCUCUGAACCCGCGCAGCGGCAGCUUGAUCACCGCGGGCAGGAUAGAUCGGGAGGAGCUCUGCGCUCAGAGCCCGCGGUGUCUGAUAAAUAUUAACACCCUGGUUGAGGAUAAAGGAAAACUCUUUGGGGUAGAAAUAGAAAUAAUUGAUAUUAACGAUAAUAACCCAAAAUUCCAGGUCGAAGAUCUAGAAGUAAAAAUUAACGAAAUCGCGGUUCCUGGAGCACGUUAUCCACUCCCAGAAGCUGUUGACCCGGAUGUGGGCGUGAACUCCCUCCAGAGCUACCAGCUCAGCCCCAAUCACCACUUCUCCCUGGACGUGCAGACUGGAGACAAUGGAGCCAUAAACCCAGAGCUGGUGCUGGAGCGCGCCCUGGACAGGGAGGAAGAGGCUGCUCACCACCUGGUCCUCACGGCCUCGGAUGGCGGCAAGCCGCCUCGCUCUAGCACAGUGCGCAUCCACGUGACAGUGUUGGAUACAAAUGACAAUGCCCCGGUUUUUCCUCACCCGAUUUACCGAGUGAAAGUCCUUGAGAACAUGCCCCCAGGCACGCGGCUGCUUACUGUAACAGCCAGCGACCCGGAUGAGGGAAUCAACGGAAAAGUGGCAUACAAAUUCCGGAAAAUUAAUGAAAAACAAACUCCGUUAUUCCAGCUUAAUGAAAAUACUGGGGAAAUAUCAAUAGCAAAAAGUCUAGAUUAUGAAGAAUGUUCAUUUUAUGAAAUGGAAAUACAAGCCGAAGAUGUGGGGGCACUUCUGGGGAGGACCAAAUUGCUCAUUUCGGUGGAAGAUGUAAAUGACAAUAGACCAGAAGUGAUCAUUACGUCUUUGUUUAGCCCAGUGUUAGAAAAUUCUCUUCCCGGGACAGUAAUUGCCUUCUUGAGUGUGCAUGACCAAGACUCUGGAAAGAAUGGUCAAGUUGUCUGUUACACACGUGAUAAUUUACCUUUUAAAUUAGAAAAGUCAAUAGGUAAUUAUUAUAGAUUAGUGACAAGGAAAUAUUUGGACCGAGAAAAUGUCUCUAUCUACAAUAUCACAGUGAUGGCCUCAGAUCUAGGAACACCACCUCUGUCCACUGAAACUCAAAUCGCUCUGCACGUGGCAGACAUUAACGACAACCCUCCUACUUUCCCUCAUGCCUCCUACUCAGCGUAUAUCCUAGAGAACAACCUGAGAGGAGCCUCCAUCUUUUCCUUGACUGCACACGACCCCGACAGCCAGGAGAAUGCCCAGGUCACUUACUCUGUGACCGAGGACACGCUGCAGGGGGCGCCCCUGUCCUCGUAUAUCUCCAUCAACUCUGACACCGGUGUCCUGUAUGCGCUGCAAUCUUUCGACUAUGAGCAGAUCCGAGACCUGCAGCUACUGGUAACAGCCAGCGACAGCGGGGACCCGCCCCUCAGCAGCAACAUGUCACUGAGCCUGUUCGUGCUGGACCAGAAUGACAACGCGCCCGAGAUCCUGUACCCCGCCCUCCCCACAGACGGUUCCACUGGCGUGGAGCUGGCGCCCCGCUCCGCAGAGCGUGGCUACCUGGUGACCAAGGUGGUGGCGGUGGACAGAGACUCGGGCCAGAACGCCUGGCUGUCCUACCGCCUGCUCAAGGCCAGCGAGCCGGGACUCUUCUCGGUGGGUCUGCACACGGGCGAGGUGCGCACGGCGCGAGCCCUGCUGGACAGAGAUGCGCUCAAGCAGAGCCUCGUGGUGGCCGUCCAGGACCAUGGCCAGCCCCCUCUCUCCGCCACUGUCACGCUCACCGUAGCCGUGGCUGACAGCAUCCCCGAAGUCCUGACCGAGUUGGGCAGUCUGAAGCCUUCGGUCGACCCGAACGAUUCGAGCCUUACACUCUAUCUCGUGGUGGCAGUGGCUGCCAUCUCCUGUGUCUUCCUCGCCUUUGUCGCUGUGCUUCUGGGGCUCAGGCUGAGGCGCUGGCACAAGUCACGCCUGCUCCAGGAUUCCGGUGGCAGAUUGGUAGGCGUGCCUGCCUCACAUUUUGUGGGUGUUGAGGAGGUACAGGCUUUCCUGCAGACCUAUUCCCAGGAAGUCUCCCUCACCGCCGACUCGCGGAAGAGUCACCUGAUCUUUCCCCAGCCCAACUACGCAGACAUGCUCAUCAGUCAGGAGGGCUGUGAGAAAAAUGAUUCUUUGUUAACAUCCGUAGAUUUUCAUGAAUAUAAGAAUGAAGCUGAUCAUGGUCAGCAAGCCCCGCCCAACACGGACUGGCGUUUCUCUCAGGCCCAGAGACCCGGCACCAGCGGCUCCCAAAAUGGCGAUGACACCGGCACCUGGCCCAACAACCAGUUUGACACAGAGAUGCUGCAAGCCAUGAUCUUGGCGUCCGCCAGUGAAGCUGCUGAUGGGAGCUCCACCCUGGGAGGGGGUGCCGGCACCAUGGGAUUGAGCGCCCGCUACGGACCCCAGUUCACCCUGCAGCACGUGCCCGACUACCGCCAGAAUGUCUACAUCCCAGGCAGCAAUGCCACACUGACCAACGCAGCUGGCAAGCGGGAUGGCAAGGCCCCAGCAGGUGGCAAUGGCAACAAGAAGAAGUCGGGCAAGAAGGAGAAGAAGUAACAUGGAGGCCAGGCCAAGAGCCACAGGGCGGCCUCUCCCCAACCAGCCCAGCUUCUCCUUACCUGCACCCAGGCCUCAGAGUUUCAGGGCUAACCCCCAGAAUACUGGUAGGGGCCAAGGCCAUGCUCCCCUUGGGAAACAGAAACAAGUGCCCAGUCAGCACCUACCCCUUCCCCCCCAGGGGGUUGAAUAUGCAAAAGCAGUUCCGCUGGGAACCCCCAUCCAAUCAACUGCUGUACCCAUGGGGGUAGUGGGGUUACUGUAGACACCAAGAACCAUUUGCCACACCCCGUUUAGUUACAGCUGAACUCCUCCAUCUUCCAAAUCAAUCAGGCCCAUCCAUCCCAUGCCUCCCUCCUCCCCACCCCACUCCAACAGUUCCUCUUUCCCGAGUAAGGUGGUUGGGGUGUUGAAGUACCAAGUAACCUACAAGCCUCCUAGUUCUGAAAAGUUGGAAGGGCAUCAUGACCUCUUGGCCUCUCCUUUGAUUCUCAAUCUUCCCCCAAAGCAUGGUUUGGUGCCAGCCCCUUCACCUCCUUCCAGAGCCCAAGAUCAAUGCUCAAGUUUUGGAGGACAUGAUCACCAUCCCCAUGGUACUGAUGCUUGCUGGAUUUAGGGAGGGCAUUUUGCUACCAAGCCUCUUCCCAACGCCCUGGGGACCAGUCUUCUGUUUUGUUUUUCAUUGUUUGACGUUUCCACUGCAUGCCUUGACUUCCCCCACCUCCUCCUCAAACAAGAGACUCCACUGCAUGUUCCAAGACAGUAUGGGGUGGUAAGAUAAGGAAGGGAAGUGUGUGGAUGUGGAUGGUGGGGGCAUGGACAAAGCUUGACACAUCAAGUUAUCAAGGCCUUGGAGGAGGCUCUGUAUGUCCUCAGGGGACUGACAACAUCCUCCAGAUUCCAGCCAUAAACCAAUAACUAGGCUGGACCCUUCCCACUACAUAAUAGGGCUCAGCCCAGGCAGCCAGCUUUGGGCUGAGCUAACAGGACCAAUGGAUUAAACUGGCAUUUCAGUCCAAGGAAGCUCGAAGCAGGUUUAGGACCAGGUCCCCUUGAGAGGUCAGAGGGGCCUCUGUGGGUGCUGGGUACUCCAGAGGUGCCACUGGUGGAAGGGUCAGCGGAGCCCCAGCAGGAAGGGUGGGCCAGCCAGGCCAUUCUUAGUCCCUGGGUUGGGGAGGCAGGGAGCUAGGGCAGGGACCAAAUGAACAGAAAGUCUCAGCCCAGGAUGGGGCUUCUUCAACAGGGCCCCUGCCCUCCUGAAGCCUCAGUCCUUCACCUUGCCAGGUGCCGUUUCUCUUCCGUGAAGGCCACUGCCCAGGUCCCCAGUGCGCCCCCUAGUGGCCAUAGCCUGGUUAAAGUUCCCCAGUGCCUCCUUGUGCAUAGACCUUCUUCUCCCACCCCCUUCUGCCCCUGGGUCCCCGGCCAUCCAGCGGGGCUGCCAGAGAACCCCAGACCUGCCCUUACAGUAGUGUAGCGCCCCCUCCCUCUUUCGGCUGGUGUAGAAUAGCCAGUAGUGUAGUGCGGUGUGCUUUUACGUGAUGGCGGGUGGGCAGCGGGCGGCGGGCUCCGCGCAGCCGUCUGUCCUUGAUCUGCCCGCGGCGGCCCGUGUUGUGUUUUGUGCUGUGUCCACGCGCUAAGGCGACCCCCUCCCCCGUACUGACUUCUCCUAUAAGCGCUUCUCUUCGCAUAGUCACGUAGCUCCCACCCCACCCUCUUCCUGUGUCUCACGCAAGUUUUAUACUCUAAUAUUUAUAUGGCUUUUUUUCUUCGACAAAAAAAUAAUAAAACGUUUCUUCUGAAAA